Messenger RNA from Paramecium sonneborni, 1354 nucleotides. Lineage: Eukaryota; Ciliophora; Oligohymenophorea; Peniculida; Parameciidae. The record is from the annotation of a GenBank genome assembly.
UUUAAAUAUUAAAUAUGAAAGGAAUGCUUCAUACAUUACAGAAGAGAGGAUCAAUGAUAUUGAUAGAGCCGUAAAUUAUGAUAAUUGAAUAAUUAGUAUCAAUGAUGGAAUGGAAAAAGUAUAAGAAAGACAUUAGAUGGUAUAAAAUUAUGUGGAUUAAGUAGAUUAAAGAACUGUAAUAGCAAUAGAAAGAGAAGUAAAUUUAAAUUUAAAUUUAGGAAGAAAGAGUGAAUCAACGGUAUUUUCAUUUAAUGAAUCAAUUGGAGAGGUUAAUGUUUUAGAUUUAAAAGCUUGAAGAGAAAAAGUAGCAAUAAAAAGAGUAUUUUAGUUAGUUUUAUUAGUCUUGAUAAUCAUCCAGCAGUUAAAGAAAUGGUUUAUGAAUUACAUAAAUUAUAAAAAUAUGAAAAAGCUUUAUAAGAGAAUCAUACAAAAAUGGUGGAGCAAAUAAAACUAAAUAAUUUAACAAUAUAGUAAUUAAAGUAAACAGUAUAUUAAAAACGAAUUGAAAUAAGAGAUAUUGUAAGAGAUUCUUUUAGACUAUAAGAAGAAAUGAUUAAAGUAAAGUAGGUAAAAUAAGCAAACUCAAGUAUUUUUAUAUUUGCUAAACAGUUGCUAGAGAUAGUGCAGAUAUGUUUUUUACAAUGCCAGCCACAAAUAUUCCUAAACCUACAAAUCUUCCUAAUAUUCCUUUAAAACAUAAGUCAAAAAGUACUUUGUUAAAUAUAAUGAAAAAUGCACAAUCUAUUAAUUAAUAAGAGGUAUUUAUAUUUUAUUAUUACAGAAAAUAAAUGAUAUAGUAACUGUUUAUAAUAAAGUUUAAUAAUUAAGAAAGAAAGCAUCUUCAUCAACAUUAAUAAUUUAGUAAGUUACAAAUAAGUAUAGCUAAAUAAAAAAAUUAAUGAAUGAAUGUGCUAUGAUUUCAAUUUAGAAUUUCAAAAAUAAAUAAAAAAUUACAAAUAAAAAUGGAUAUGCAAAUUCAAUAUAUUUUGAUAUGAGCACACUAAAUAUGAGCAAAAAUGAAAGUAGUAUCAUAAAAGAGAGAAAAAUAUAAAAUAUUUUAUAUGAUACAUUAUAGUAAAUAAUGAUUGAUCUAAUUGAUUCACGAUAGAAAACAGAUUUGAAUGGAUCAUCUAUUGCAGAUUCAAUGUAUUUUGAAUAUUUUUAUAAUAGAAUACGAAAUUCUGUAUCUUAAGAAUAAUUCAUGUAAUUUACCUCUGUUUAGAUCUUAGGAUUGUUAGCAUUAUAACCAAGAUUAUUAACAGAAUUGAUAGGAAUAUUUGAAUUGAAAUAGAAAUAGUUAGGAUAACUUUGUAAUAGGACAAGAUAAUUAUAAAAAUAAUUGGGCUCUUAAUGA